Messenger RNA from Drosophila pseudoobscura, 1901 nucleotides. It is a transcript of the gene AspRS, whose product is annotated as aspartyl-tRNA synthetase. The coding region runs from base 210 to 1835 and encodes 541 amino acids. The record is from RefSeq and is a predicted model, not a curated record. The transcript has 5 exons. NCBI's taxonomy places the organism in Eukaryota, Metazoa, Arthropoda, Insecta, Diptera, Drosophilidae. Gene Ontology annotation, cellular component: cytoplasm; cytosol; aminoacyl-tRNA synthetase multienzyme complex. Gene Ontology annotation, molecular function: ATP binding; aspartate-tRNA ligase activity; RNA binding. Gene Ontology annotation, biological process: aspartyl-tRNA aminoacylation.
CAUGCUGCAAUCGUCCACGACGCUCGUGUAAUCUUUUCGUUUCUGUAUUAAAAGGGCGAGAAUUUUCUGGUAGGUCUUAACUAUGUGAACAAUCAAUAAGUGACGGUGAAUCAUACCGAGUGCAGCCAUUGUCCCAGCGAAGACAAGCGUUUACGUUUAGGUUAUGUGCGUGCCGUGCCGCUUGUAACAAAGGGCCCAUCUCCAGACAUAUGGAAAGCGGAGCCAUUUGUGUGCAUUCCAACAUGGUCGAAGACAAGGAGAACGUGGCAAAUGGGGAGCAGGUCUCCAAGAAGGGAGCCAAGAAGCUGGCCAAGGCAGCCAAGAAAGCCGAGCAGAAGGCGGAGACGGCAACAGCUAUUGCCGCUAACAAUGCAGCUGGCGACAGCGCCGAAGACAGCGCCUUGGGCCGCUACGGCCUCUCUGAGAUGAUUCAAUCGAAGGACAAACGCAGUGAGCGUAACUUCGUGGCUGUGCACGAGCUGAGCAGCCACUUGGAAAAGGGAUUGCUCUGGGUACGAGGACGCGUCCAUACUUCGCGGUCCAAGGGCAAACAGUGCUUCCUUAUCCUGCGCCAGCAGAGCAGUACAGUGCAGUGCAUACUGGCUGUGGGCGAUAUCAUUUCCAAGCAGAUGGUGAAGUUCGCGGGAAAUAUUCCCAAGGAGAGCAUCAUCGAUAUCCAGGCCAAGCCCGUCUCAGUGCCCAACAAGAUCGAAUCUUGCACGGAGCAAACACUGGAGCUGUGUGUCGAACAAAUAUUUGUAAUUUCCCAGGCCAAGGCUCAGCUGCCUUUGCAAAUUGAGGAUGCCUCGCGUCCAGAGAACGCCGAUGAUGACGGUCUCAACAUCCGCGUCAAUCAGGACACCAGACUGGAUAAUCGUGUCCUGGAUCUGAGAACGCCGGCUAAUCAGGCUAUAUUCCGCCUGGAGGCUGGUGUCUGCCGCCUGUUCCGUGAUAUUCUCACCGAGCAGGGCUUCACCGAGAUCCACACGCCGAAAAUCAUUUCGGCAGCCAGUGAAGGAGGAGCCAAUGUGUUCACCGUCAGCUAUUUCAAGGAUUCUGCCUAUCUCGCCCAGUCGCCACAGCUUUACAAGCAAAUGGCAAUUGCCGCCGACUUUGACAAGGUGUACACCGUGGGGGCCGUGUUCCGUGCGGAGGACUCGAACACGCACAGGCAUCUGACAGAGUUUGUAGGUCUUGAUCUGGAGAUGGCCUUCAAGUACCACUACCACGAGGUGCUCCACACAAUUGGAAACACGUUCACGGCGAUUUUCAAGGGAUUGCGCGACAAUUACAGCCGUGAGAUCGAGUCAGUGGGACAGCAGUACAAGGUGGACGCCUUUAAGUUCUUGGAGCCACCACUGAUACUGCAGUUCUCCGAGGGUGUGGCUAUGUUGCGCGAGGCUGGCGUGGAGACGGGCGAUGAGGAGGAUUUGUCGACGCCAAAUGAGAAGCUACUGGGUCGUCUUGUCAAGGCCAAGUACGACACUGACUUCUACAUCUUGGACAAGUUCCCCCUGGCGAUACGCCCCUUCUACACGAUGCCCGAUCCCAGCAACUCUACUUACUCCAACUCCUACGACAUGUUCAUGCGAGGCGAGGAGAUCCUGUCAGGGGCACAACGUAUACACGAUCCGGAGUACUUAAUCGAGCGUGCCAAGCACCAUGGUAUCGAUACCACCAAAAUUGCGGCAUACAUCGAGUCCUUCCGCUAUGGCUGCCCCCCGCACGCCGGCGGUGGCAUUGGCAUGGAGCGAGUGGUCAUGCUGUACUUGGGCUUGGAUAACAUUCGCAAGACCUCCAUGUUCCCACGCGAUCCCAAGCGGCUAACGCCUUAAACACAUCACCACACCCUGAUACUCUAUCGAUUUGAAUUAAAUUCGAAAAAGCAUUGUUUUAAUUUC